ACAUUAUGGUGAAUGGGACCCCUUAAAAUAAUAAUUGAACUCUUGUUCACAAUUGACCAAAAUCAUCACCACCUUACCCUUUAGAAGCCUGCAUUCGAAAACAACACUUCUUCUUCUUCUUCUCAAUUCAUAAUAUCUUCUCAUUCUUCUUCAACAUUGCUGAGUCUGAGUGAAUGAGAUUCUCUGUUUUCGAUUCAGAUCCGUGAAGAAAGGUUAUGAUGUCAAGAGAGAUUCGUGAACUAGACAACUUUGUUUUGUAGUGUUUCGAUUCGGGGGAAUGGCAAGAGACCUACUAGAUUCGUUCUCCAUGAAAACCUGGAGGUGUUCUUGGUCUCUUGCCGCAACAAUUGCAUCGGCUCUAGCAUUGGUUUCUGUAGUUCAUUUGUUUUUGUUCCCGUUGACGCCUUCUUUAAACUAUUUCAAUCUAGCUUCGGAUUCGUGUAUUUCAACUAAUGCAUCAGCAGAAUUGAUAAGUAAGCGUGGUUGGGAAUGGGAUGAACCUGCAAUUGAUUUGAAGCGUCAGUUCUUAGCUGACUCGCAUGAUUCGGUUUCUUAUAAGGGUGCACCGUGGAAGGCUGAGAUUGGUCGAUGGCUUGCAGGUUGCGACUCCAUUACAAAAGAAGUCAACAUUUCUGAGAUAAUAGGCGGAAAUGACUGCAAAAACGACUGCAGUGGCCAGGGCGUUUGUAAUCGAGAGUUGGGACAAUGCCGAUGUUUUCAUGGUUAUGCUGGAGAUGGAUGCAGCGACAGACUGGAGUUAGAAUGCAACUUCCCAGGAUCACCGGAGGAGCCAUUUGGACGAUGGGUUGUAUCAAUUUGCCCAGCCAACUGCGACAAAACAAGGGCAAUGUGUUUCUGUGGAGAAGGAACAAAAUAUCCAUCUCGACCACUGGCAGAGACAUGUGGGUUUCAAUUUAAUCCACCUUCUGAACCCGGUGCUCCAAAAAUAGUGAAUUGGACAAUAGUUGAUCAAGAUGUGUUCACAACUAAUAGUAGUAUACAAGGUUGGUGUAAUGUAGACCCAGCUGAAGCAUACACUGGAAAGAUAAAAUUCAAAGAGGAAUGUGAUUGCAAAUAUGACGGUCUUUGGGGCCGAUUUUGUGAAGUGCCGGUUGAAUCUGUUUGCAUUAAUCAGUGCUCCAGACAUGGCCAUUGUCGCGGUGGAUUUUGCCAGUGUGCUAAUGGCUGGUAUGGAGCAGAUUGCAGUACUCCAUCUGUGAUAUCUUCUAUAAGAGAGUGGCCCAGUUGGCUCCGUCCUGCUCGGGUUGAUGUCCCUGACAAUAUUCAUGUUAGUGAAAAAUUAAUCAAUCUUAAUGCUGUGGUGGCAAAGAAAAGGCCUCUUAUAUAUAUUUACGAUUUGCCCUCUGAGUACAACAGCCUACUACUGGAGGGACGCCAUUUCAAGUUAGAGUGUGUAAAUAGAAUUUAUGAUGGCAAUAAUGCGACAGUAUGGACAGAGCACCUGUACGGAGCUCAGAUGGCAAUUUAUGAGAGUUUGUUAGCUAGUCCUCAUCGAACUCUAAAUGGUGAAGAAGCAGAUUUUUUCUUUGUUCCUGUUCUUGAUUCAUGCAUCAUAACUCGUGCUGAUGAUGCUCCUCACUUGAGUAUGGAGAGGCAUCAUGGGUUGAGGAGCUCACUUACUUUGGAAUACUAUCAGAAUGCACACUCUCACAUUCUUGAGCAGUAUCCUUACUGGAAUCGCUCAUCAGGAAGGGACCACAUCUGGUUUUUUUCAUGGGAUGAAGGUGCUUGUUAUGCCCCUAAGGAAAUAUGGAACAGCAUGAUGUUAGUGCACUGGGGAAACACGAAUGCAAAACACAACCAUUCAACCACAGCUUAUUGGGCUGAUAACUGGGAUAAGAUUUCAACUCACAGAAGAGGCAUUCAUCCAUGCUUUGACCCUGACAAAGAUCUCGUGCUUCCUGCUUGGAAAGUUCCUGAUGCAAACGUGUUGACCUCAAAAUUUUGGGCUUGGCCCCGUGACAAGCGGAAGACACUGUUUUUCUUCAACGGGAAUUUGGGACCAGCUUACCCGAAUGGGAGACCAGAAGACUCGUAUAGUAUGGGUAUAAGACAGAAGUUGGCAGCAGAGUUUGGCUCAAGCCCCAAUAAGGAUGGAAAACUAGGGAAACAAUAUGCAGAAGAUGUCAUUAUGACCCCACUACGUUCUGAUAACUAUCAUGCAGAUAUAGCAAGCUCUGUUUUCUGUGGGGUGCUUCCUGGAGAUGGUUGGAGUGGACGCAUGGAAGACAGUGUUUUACAAGGAUGCAUCCCUGUGGUCAUUCAGGAUGGGAUUUUCUUACCAUACGAAAAUGUACUCAACUAUGAUAGCUUUGCUGUUCGAAUACCAGAAGAUGAAAUUCCAAACAUGAUAAAGAUUCUUCGGGGGUUCAAUGAGACAGAAAUCAAUUUGAAGUUAGCAAAUGUUCAGAAAAUCUGGCAAAGAUUCUUGUAUCGUGAUUCUAUUUUGCUUGAAGCUGAAAGGCAAAAAGCUGCUUUUGGACAUGUUGAUGAUUGGGCAGUUGAAUUUUUAAAAUUGACAGAGGAUGAUGUCACCACCACUUUAAUACAGGUUUUGCACUACAAGUUACAUAAUGAUCCUUGGAGGAAACAAAUUAGGCACAACAAGAAGUUUGGAUUACCUAACCAGUGUGUGGUUAACACCAUCUGAGGAAGGUCCAGUUCCUAAAAUAUGAUACUAUCUCCACUGCAGGAAAUCAUUCAACCAGUGAUAUACAUGAUUUUUUCCCCUCACAUAAAAUGUGUGUAUGUAUAAGUGUUUCUUGAGUCUGUCUCAUAGGCUGUCACACCGUGGAAUUGUAAAAUAACUAGUGUAUGUGCACGGUUUGAUGCAUAGCAUUUAUUUAUUUUUCAAGAUAUUUAAUUAAUUAAUAUUUAUAAUGCGAUAAAGAAAAUAAUAAAAGAGGAAAUAGCUUCUGAAUAA
Medicago truncatula (barrel medic) is the source of this 2944-nucleotide messenger RNA. RefSeq lists its product as uncharacterized. Lineage: Eukaryota; Viridiplantae; Streptophyta; Magnoliopsida; Fabales; Fabaceae. Bases 278 to 2671 code for a protein of 797 amino acids. The transcript has 15 exons. Gene Ontology annotation, molecular function: glycosyltransferase activity. The record is from RefSeq and is a predicted model, not a curated record.